This is a messenger RNA of Coffea arabica (coffee), 1777 nucleotides long. RefSeq names its product inner membrane protein PPF-1, chloroplastic. Gene Ontology annotation, molecular function: membrane insertase activity. Lineage: Eukaryota; Viridiplantae; Streptophyta; Magnoliopsida; Gentianales; Rubiaceae. Gene Ontology annotation, biological process: protein insertion into membrane; thylakoid membrane organization; protein localization to chloroplast. Gene Ontology annotation, cellular component: chloroplast thylakoid membrane. The record is from RefSeq and is a predicted model, not a curated record.
ACACUUGUUCUCCACUCCCCCGCAGGCUGCAGCUCCAUCAUCAUCCAUCAUCCACAAAAUUUUCCUCUUCCUCCCACAACACCUCUCGUUCCCCUUUCCGCUCAUGAAUUGAAUUCUUUUCUCUCCUCUAAUUUCCUCUCGCGGAGGAGAAAAGAAUUCAAUUCCUCUCUUUGAUUUGAAUUUUCCCAUGGCGAAGACUAUAAUUUCUUCUCCAUCUUUUCUCGAAACUCCACUCCCUCCCCUCCCUCGCCAUGCUUUCCUCCCUCAACGCACUAGACUUAUCAGUACCACUAGAGUCAAAUUCAGCCUGCACGAGCUUCCUCCUCCAAUUCACAACUCAAUAGAUUUCGGCGCAAUUGUUAGCCGGGCCGAGAGCUUGCUCUACACUUUAGCUGAUGCAGCUGUGGCUGUCGACCCGGCUACUGGUGGCGCUGCCUCCGACUCCACUACCGCUGUUGCUCAGAAAAGCGGAGGCUGGUUCGGCUUCAUUUCCGAAGCCAUGGAAUUUGUCUUGAAGAUACUAAAGGAUGGGCUUUCAGCUGUGCAUGUGCCAUAUGCCUAUGGAUUUGCCAUUAUUUUGCUAACUGUCAUUGUAAAAGCUGCCACCUUCCCUUUGACCAGACGACAGGUUGAAUCCACCUUGGCAAUGCAAAAUCUUCAACCAAAGAUCAAAGCAAUCCAACAAAGAUAUGCAGGAAACCAGGAAAGAAUACAACUUGAGACAGCACGUCUCUAUCGGCAGGCAGGAGUUAAUCCUCUUGCAGGAUGUUUCCCGACUCUAGCCACAAUACCAGUCUGGAUAGGUUUAUAUCAAGCUCUUUCUAAUGUGGCAAAUGAGGGACUAUUGACAGAGGGUUUCUUUUGGAUCCCUUCUUUGGGAGGCCCAACUACAAUUGCUGCACGCCAGAGUGGUUCUGGAAUUUCUUGGCUCAUUCCAUUUGUGGAUGGGCAUCCUCCACUUGGUUGGCAUGAUACUGCAGCAUACCUUGUUCUGCCUGUCCUCCUAAUUGUUUCUCAAUAUGUAUCGAUGGAAAUCAUGAAGCCUCCUCAAACGGAUGAUCCGGCACAAAAGAACACUCUUCUUGUUUUCAAGUUUCUUCCAUUGAUGAUUGGUUACUUUUCCUUGUCUGUUCCAUCUGGAUUAACCAUUUACUGGUUCAUAAAUAAUGUGCUGAGCACGGCACAGCAGGUAUGGUUGCGGAAAUUAGGUGGUGCAAAGUCUGUUGUAAGUGAGAAUGCAAGUGGCAUAAUCACUGCUGGACGUGCAAAACGGUCUGCUUCCCCGCCUGAGCAAACUGGUGAAAGAUUCAGGCAAUUGAAAGAGGAAGAGAAGAAGAAAAAUUUGAGCAAGGUUGUAUCUACAGUAGAAGUUGAGACAUCAGUGUCUGUCUCUGAUUCUGGAGACGAGCCAGAUGAAGAGGCCAAGUCCAAGGAUAAUGAGGUUCUGGAAGAGGCUGUUGCUUCAAGCGCUGGUAAACCAGUUCCAGAAUACAGUAGACCAAGGAGGAGUAAGCGGUCAAAGAGGAAGCGCGCGGUAUGAUAAUCUUAUGCUAAAUUUUGUUAGUUGUGAGUUAACCGUGUAUCUCUGAACACUAUGUACUUUAGUCAGUGUAUAGUGGCCAUUUUUCAUGCUGGUCAUUUUUUUGGAAUUGUGCUAGCUGUACCAAUUAGUCAAUCAUUUGAUAGCUCGAACAAACCACAUAUUAAUGACAAUAAGGCUGCUUUUUCUGGUUUAUUAGACCUUAUGUAUAAUUACAAACUUUCAGAUGUUACGAAA